AUUAUUAAUUAUUAACCCAAAACAACCACCUUCUCCACUCUGCUCCCACUCACCAAAACGCCUCGUUUCCUCCGCAAAAGAGACACCCUCAGCCUUGUAUCUCUUCAAGCCUUUACACAGGUCUUGAAGAGACAAAUCAAGCCCAAUUUCGAUCUUUGUUUCAUCUCUGCUCUACAGUCUUUCUUUCUUGUUUGUUUAAUAAUAAUAAUGGGCGGUGAAACUAAGGUCUUUACGUUGGCUGAGGUCUCCCAGCACAACAACGCCAAGGAUUGUUGGUUGGUUAUUAGUGGCAAGGUAUAUGAUGUGACAAAAUUCUUGGAUGACCACCCAGGAGGUGAUGAGGUUUUGUUGUCUGCAACUGGAAAGGAUGCAACCGAUGAUUUUGAGGACGUUGGCCACAGCAGCAGUGCUCGAGCGAUGUUGGAUGAGUAUUACGUAGGUGAUAUUGAUUCAGCAACCAUUCCCACCAAGACCAAGUAUACUCCUCCCAAUCAGCCUCAUUACAACCAGGAUAAAACAUCAGAGUUUGUCGUCAAGCUCCUCCAAUUCUUAGUUCCCCUGAUUAUUUUGGGUGUUGCUUUUGGCAUCCGUUUCUAUACCAAACAAUCAUCAGCUUGAAGAUCGAGUUCGUGGUGAACUCAUAAGAAGUGUCCAAAAGAAAAGCCCGGGG
Nicotiana tabacum (common tobacco) is the source of this 670-nucleotide messenger RNA. RefSeq names its product cytochrome b5-like. The record is from RefSeq and is a predicted model, not a curated record. Gene Ontology annotation, molecular function: heme binding. Gene Ontology annotation, cellular component: membrane; intracellular membrane-bounded organelle. NCBI's taxonomy places the organism in Eukaryota, Viridiplantae, Streptophyta, Magnoliopsida, Solanales, Solanaceae.